Messenger RNA from Juglans microcarpa x Juglans regia, 1477 nucleotides. RefSeq names its product TPR repeat-containing thioredoxin TDX. The coding region runs from base 137 to 1291 and encodes 384 amino acids. Lineage: Eukaryota; Viridiplantae; Streptophyta; Magnoliopsida; Fagales; Juglandaceae. Gene Ontology annotation, molecular function: Hsp70 protein binding; protein dimerization activity. The record is from RefSeq and is a predicted model, not a curated record. The transcript has 10 exons.
UAAAUUUGACGGUGAUCGACGCGAAGUCCAUCGAAACUGAAACUUCUCGCCCGUACCGAGAAAUUCAAUUCGAGAAGAUUCACCAAUUUUCCAUAACUUUGCAGAGAUCGCGAGACAGAAGCCAACGACGCACAGAAUGGACGCGGAAAAGUUGGAAGAGCUGAAGCAAUUUGUGAGCCAGUGCAAAUCGAACCCUUCACUUCUCCACGACCCUUCUCUCGGCUUCUUCAAGUCCUAUCUCCAAGGCCUGGGAGCUCGGAUUCCGGUACAACCCAAAACGGAAAAGGGUGGUGAUAAAAUGCCAGACACUAAGGAACAUUUUGAUGCCAAAAAUACAUAUAAUUCAACUGAGGAUAAUGAUGACAUUGUUGAGUCUGAUAUUGAGUUGGAUGUUACUGAUGUUGUGGAGCCUGAUGAUGAUACUCCACAAAAGAUGGGAAACCCUUCAGUUGAAGUUACGGAAGAGAACCGGGAAGCUGCACAAGUAGCAAAAUCAAAAGCUAUGGAUGCUCUCUCUGAAGGUAAGCUGGAUGAAGCCAUAGAUCAUCUAACAGAAGCAAUUGUGCUGAACCCAACAUCAGCAAUAUUAUAUUCAACAAGAGCUAGUGUCUUUGUCAAAUUGAGCAAACCGAAUGCUGCAAUCCGUGAUGCUGAUACAGCUUUGGAGAUCAACCCUGACUCGGCAAAAGGAUAUAAAGUACGAGGAAUGGCAAGGGCCACGUUGGGCCGGUGGGAAGAGGCAGCAAAAGAUCUGCAUAUAGCGUCAAAGUUGGACUAUGAUGAGGAGAUUGGUUUGGUUCUUAAAAAGGUCGAACCAAAUGCCCGGCGAAUUGAAGAGCAUCGCAGAAAAUAUGAACGCUUGCGCAAAGACAGGGAACUUAAAAAGGCUGAACGUGAGAGGCAACGGCAGCAAGCUCAAGCACAGGAUCAAGAUGCAUUGUCUGCUUUAAAGGAAGGGGAAGUUAUUGGUAUUCACUCUGUAAGUGAACUGGAAAAAAAGACUGAUGCUGCUUCAAAGACAUCUCGCCUAGCAAUCCUGUACUUCACUGCAACAUGGUGUGGUCCCUGCCGUUUCAUUUCACCCCUUUACACAAGCUUAGCUGGGAAGUACCCAAAAGUUGUUUUCUUGAAAGUUGACAUAGAUGAGGCCAGGGACGUGGCUUCACGCUGGAAUAUUAGCAGCGUUCCGACCUUUUUUUUCAUAAAAAAUGGAAAGGAGGUGGACCAGGUUGUUGGGGCUGACAAAAAUGCUCUUGAAAAGAAGAUUGCACAGCAUGCAAGCAAGAUGUGAGAGCCAAAUUGAUGAAAUAAGGAAGCCAGUAUUUCUUCUCGUCUUCUGAAUACUGUGCCUUUUUCUAUAAUGUCGCUCAUGAAAGAUGUGUCUGAUGAUGGUACUGGUUUCUGGUAAAUGACUUGCUGAAUUGUGUUGCUUGGGUUAUAGCAAUAAGAGAUUAAUUUAUGUUUUCGGUGACUACAA